AUGUUGUUAUCUACAACGCACGAAGCGUGCUCCGGUCGAAAAGCCGAUUCACGGAAAAUUAGUCAACCGACACAACGACUGGAAAGUAGUGAACAGCGAUUGGAAAGUAGUGAGGAAAAGAUUCGUAUGAUGAGCUCCCGGUUUAAGUCCAUCCAGGCAUUCAUUGGCGCAAUCCUUCAAUACUUACCACCUCCAGCAGCAGCGGGAGCACAAAACAUUUUGCAACAACCAAUUAAUCAAGACAAUGGAGAUCAAGAGAAGGUUGCGGAACCAAAUACCGAACAACAAAAUCAAGAUCAACGAAGGAUGCGAGAUGAUGAUUAUAUGGAUUAUUAG
Sphenostylis stenocarpa is the source of this 336-nucleotide messenger RNA. NCBI's taxonomy places the organism in Eukaryota, Viridiplantae, Streptophyta, Magnoliopsida, Fabales, Fabaceae. The record is from the annotation of a GenBank genome assembly.